AUGGCCUCGCCCCCACAGAGGCAGCGCUUGGGAGCGUGCGGCCACUGCCGCGCGCUGACUCACAUCUCGCCACAGACCGGCCUGUGCCACCAAUGCAUCGUCCAGUUCAAGCAUCUUCGGCGCCGCCAACGAGAUGAUGAGAGGCUGCUCGCGUUCGGUCUCGAAAAUGGACUGGAGGGACCCUACGAGCUUUCCACAACGCCGGUGGUCAGCAGCCCGUUGAGGAAGACUGCUGCACCACUCUUCGUCCUUUGCGUGGCCUACCUGAGCAACAAUGUGGACCUGAUCGAGCAGGAGGCCAUCCACUACUUGCCCAGCGAGGUUCGCUACUUCCUCUUCCUCCUUGAGCUCAGCCACAAGCGCUUUGCGCCUCCAUCUUCUUCGAAAUCGAGUAGCGGAUCUUCAUCUUCAUCAGCUGCUCCUCGCCUUCGCCUCGCCAAGCGAUUCCUCUCAUCCACCAACGUCAUCUCUCCAUUCCAUUCCUCUUCAUCUUCAUUCGAAGCGUUUGAUUUCAGCGCCCUCAAGAGCCUCACCUGUCUCAACCCGAGUCAAGUCGAGAACGUCUUCGACUACCUGACCUCGUUCGGGCGAUCAUCCAUCGAGGGCCUUCGCAUCCUCUCGCUCAAGGGCCUCCCAUUCAUCAACGACGCGGCCCUCAAGACCGUCGCCGCCCAGAUGCGACUGCUGCGCGUACUCGACGUCUCCUUCUGCGACAACAUCACCGACGAGGGCAUCGCCGCCCUCCUGCCUCGGUUCAAGCCGGCCCAGACGCGCGACAGCUGGGAGGAGCUCGAGGACGGCGACAGCGGCAGCAGCGAAGACUCCUCCGAUGAGUCAUCCCUCCUUUGCGGCCUCCUCCAUCUGCGACGGCUCGGGAUCUACGGGUGCAGCCAGCUGACGCGAGCCAAUCUGAAGGCCCUGCGGAUAGCCUUCAUGGGCCGACCCGCGCUCACUGUCUACACGUCGAUGCUCCUCGUGCGCGGCGUCGAUGACGACGACAGCCACGCCUACGCCUACGACGACCGCGCGGUGGUCCUCCUGGCCGCCGCGGCGGCCCAUAAGCCCGCCCUGUGGGAAGUCACCGCAGCCGCAGCCGUCGACAGCUCGCGCGCCGACCGCGAGUGGAGCGCCGACGAAGAGGCUGAACCAAGCCAAGAGAAGCCCAAGACUCGACAAGAAGACGAAGAAUACGUCGGCGUCGAUCGUCGACACCCGGCGGAGGGGUCGCUGAAGGUAGUCACGUUCGUCAACGACACGCUCCAGUGGAACGUGGCCGAGGAGGAGGCCGUCUACGCGCUACACGGCUAUCAGAUCGAGGAGAUCGAGGAGCUGAGGGGCCGGUACUACGCACCCGACCAGAAUGAAGACGGCUACAUUGGGAUCGGUCGUGGUGGUCGGCAGCGAGCGCAGCCCGCGAAGAAGGCGCGGCCGUCGCUGUACGUCCCCCACGACGAGCAGCUGCAGGCCCUGGACGCGUUCCGAAGCACCAGGCGAGCAGAG
Messenger RNA from Acanthamoeba castellanii str. Neff, 1500 nucleotides. RefSeq lists its product as uncharacterized. NCBI's taxonomy places the organism in Eukaryota, Discosea, Longamoebia, Acanthamoebidae. The record is from RefSeq and is a predicted model, not a curated record. The annotation marks the transcript as partial. The transcript has 2 exons.